Molecule: messenger RNA, 4056 nt
Organism: Sus scrofa (pig)
Lineage: Eukaryota; Metazoa; Chordata; Mammalia; Artiodactyla; Suidae
Gene: ALDH1A2
Product: aldehyde dehydrogenase 1 family member A2
Molecular function (GO): oxidoreductase activity, acting on the aldehyde or oxo group of donors, NAD or NADP as acceptor
Source: RefSeq, a predicted model, not a curated record
UAUGUGCGGGGACAGGGGUCGAUGCGGAGCACCCGACGCCCCUGGCCAGGGAAGGAGAACGGAGGGGGUCCCGCGGGUACCCAGGAGAGAGGGGAGCUGGGAUUCCGCGGCCCUGGGCGGGAACGGACCUCCGCGGCCGCUGCAGCGUCGCUCGCCCCAUCCUCGGCCGGCCCCUCUCAGCUCCCCGGGCUUCUCUCACUGGCACGGCGCCCAACUCUCGGGGCCGCGUCAGUGCCGGGCCGCUCGGGUCCCCCUCCAGUCCCCGCUCCGCUUCCGGGGCCACGACUGGUACCCGAUAUCUGCCAAGGUGUGCCUCUCGCCAACGCUGUCCCGGCCAGGGCGAGCUCUGGCUGGCUGGCUGAGUUCCUCAGGGCAGCGGCGCGCGUUUUCGAUCCCGCCGUCGAGGACAGCGGCGGCAUCGUGGGCGUGAGCCAGUCCCCGCGGUCGGGGGGAGGACGGGGGCGCCAGACGCACUUGACCGUGGGCCACCAGCUUCCCGGCCGCGCAGCGCGGGCGGCGGGCUUUAUGUAAAUCGGGGCUGAGCCCAGGCGUCCUAGGUAGGAUGGACCAGCCCCCCGCGCCUCUGCCCUCACGUCCAAUAAGAAGAGCCCCAGCUUGACACCUGCCUAUAUACAGGCGAGCGCGCCCCCGGCCCGCGGACCGCGCGCACAGCCCACGCCGCGGGUAAGCGAGACCUCGGCCCGCUUCCAUGACUUCCAGUAAGAUCGAGAUGCCCGGCGAGGUGAAGGCCGACCCCGCCGCCCUCAUGGCGUCCCUGCACCUUCUGCCGUCGCCCACGCCCAACCUCGAGAUCAAGUACACCAAGAUUUUUAUUAACAAUGAGUGGCAGAACUCAGAGAGUGGAAGAGUGAUCCCUGUCUAUAAUCCAGCCACAGGAGAGCAGGUGUGUGAAGUUCAAGAAGCAGACAAGGCAGAUAUAGACAAAGCAGUGCAGGCAGCCCGCCUGGCUUUCUCUCUUGGUUCAGUGUGGAGGAGGAUGGACGCUUCUGAAAGAGGACAUCUGCUGGAUAAGCUUGCAGACUUGGUGGAACGAGACAGGGCCAUCCUUGCAACCAUGGAAUCCCUAAAUGGUGGCAAACCGUUCCUGCAAGCUUUUUACGUGGAUUUGCAGGGGGUCAUCAAAACCCUUCGGUAUUAUGCAGGCUGGGCUGAUAAAAUUCAUGGGAUGACCAUUCCUGUAGAUGGAGAUUAUUUUACCUUCACAAGACACGAACCCAUUGGAGUGUGUGGACAGAUCAUCCCGUGGAACUUCCCCCUGCUGAUGUUUGCCUGGAAAAUUGCUCCAGCUCUGUGCUGUGGCAAUACAGUAGUUAUUAAGCCAGCAGAACAAACACCACUCAGCGCGCUCUACAUGGGAGCUCUCAUCAAGGAGGCUGGCUUUCCACCAGGAGUCAUCAAUAUUUUGCCAGGAUACGGGCCAACGGCCGGGGCAGCAAUAGCUUCUCACGUUGGCAUAGACAAGAUUGCGUUCACAGGGUCUACCGAGGUUGGAAAACUCAUCCAAGAAGCAGCUGGGAGAAGUAAUUUGAAGAGAGUAACUCUGGAACUUGGAGGGAAAAGCCCCAAUAUUAUUUUUGCAGAUGCUGAUUUGGACUAUGCUGUGGAGCAGGCUCACCAGGGUGUGUUCUUCAACCAAGGCCAGUGCUGCACUGCAGGGUCUCGUAUCUUUGUGGAGGAGUCCAUCUAUGAAGAGUUUGUGAGAAGGAGCGUGGAACGGGCCAAGAGGCGCAUAGUGGGAAGUCCCUUUGAUCCCACCACCGAGCAGGGACCCCAGAUUGAUAAGAAACAGUACAACAAGAUCCUGGAACUCAUCCAGAGCGGUGUGGCCGAGGGAGCCAAACUGGAGUGUGGAGGCAAAGGGCUGGGCCGAAAGGGGUUUUUCAUCGAGCCCACAGUGUUUUCCAAUGUCACCGACGACAUGCGGAUUGCCAAGGAGGAGAUCUUUGGCCCUGUUCAGGAAAUUUUGAGGUUUAAGACUAUGGAUGAAGUUAUUGAAAGAGCCAAUAACUCAGACUUUGGGCUUGUGGCAGCUGUCUUUACUAAUGACAUCAACAAGGCCCUCACGGUGUCUUCUGCAAUGCAAGCUGGGACUGUUUGGAUCAAUUGUUACAAUGCCUUGAAUGCUCAGAGCCCCUUUGGGGGAUUCAAGAUGUCUGGAAAUGGAAGAGAAAUGGGAGAGUUUGGUUUGCGAGAGUACUCUGAAGUUAAGACUGUAACAGUAAAGAUCCCCCAGAAGAACUCUUAAGAUGGCCAAGAUGGAAGGUGAAGUCCAGCCUGCACGACUCUCCCCUCUGCUUUCCCUGCGGGGCCCAGCUCUCAGGAAUCCAAAGUUGAUACUCGGUCCUUAUUUAUCAAUUCAAGUGACAAUGUGUGGGCCAGGCCGGUCGCUGCAUAAUGAAAGCAGACCAGUUGGGCACGAUUUCUUGGCACUCUGUGAGGGAUCACCUUAAUGGUACCAGAUAGUGGGGAAAGUGGGAUGAAGGCAGGAGGAGUGGCUGUGGGGCACAUCGGUGUUUCCUUCUGGGGUGAGGGGCUCAGUGAGGGUGUGGUAUUACUCGAUGCCAUUUGUCACCAAGGACUUCCCUGGUGAGGAGAGGCGGCCUGUCCAUUGUCUUCAUUUCCCCUUCAGGCUCUCUCUGCUCACCCACCCCUCCCAGGGAGAUCUCAGCUGAGCUCAUUUGGGGCAGAUGUUUGGGCCGGGAACAAUUUUCCAAGGUUUUGCAGCCAAAUUACCGUUUCAUGUUAUCCAUUUCUUCAAAGCAAAACAUGAAAUGGUUUUACUUAGAGCCAGACCAGACUGAAAAUGCCAGGAGCUGGUACACUGCAGAUGUACUAAGGAGUAAGAACUUGGGAUAUUCCUGACCCAGACUAGUUGUUUUACAUCCGUAAAUAACAUGAGCAAAAGAUCAGAAAGAUGGAACUCCAAAGAUCAUCAUGUGUAGUUCACAGCCUCGGAGUUCACCGUGUGGUUUUGCGGGGGUGAGAGAGAGAGAGUGUGUGUGUGUGUGUGCGCGCGCGUGCAUGCAUGCAUGCAUUUAAUUCCUUCUUGGUUGUUCUAGAAUAAGUUGGGUGGUUGGUUUUUCAUAACUUGAGAUCUUUUCCAAGGGUUGUCUUUAAAAUCAACCAAAAAUGAUCUGAGUAGGCUCAAGAAUCUGGAAAAAAAUUGAUGCUGGGUGCCUUGCAGAAAUAAUCUUGUGUCCAGUACUGCUGACAGUUCUUAUGAAGUGAAUUAUCUCUGCAGUAGGAAUCUAUAGCUUCUUCUGCCCCCUCCCCCAGCCCCCAGCACAUCACACCUGUUAGUCCCAGUGCUCCAAGUGUUGCUUUGGCUGUCUAUGCCCUAAACCCACCGGCAGUACCUUGGAAAACCUGGCUAGGCCCAGAGGAUUCCUUCUCCAGUGUGCCACAGUUGCCACACUCCUCCAGAGCUCCUCCUGUCAUGCCCAGCUCAUCCAUACACCAUCCUGGCUCUCGGGCUCCGGAAGUGGGAGGCAUGAAGCAGGCCCACGCCCUUUCCUCCCAGCCGUGUUCUCCUCUUCCGCUUUCCAGGGAAGCUCCAUUUGACGUGGGCAGUGUCAACUUCCUUUCCUCUUUCCCCCUUUCCAGCUGCCGAAUUCAAUUCAUUCUCUAACCUAGAUGAAGAUCAUUUAUUUAAAAGUACCAAACAUAACCUAGAAUAUAUGAAAUAUGGGCAACACAUAUAUAACCUUCUGUAUUUAAUGGUUUUCUGCUUUCUAACCAUACUGGUUUUCUAUUUAUAACCCUAGUUUAUUCAUGAUAUUUUAAAGAAAUCUCUACUUGCUGUUAUUUACAAACGACAGUGGCCGGAUGCCUUGAGAGGUGCCACAUUUCUGAGUCCUUCAUCUGGAUGUCAUGCUCUCCUCCUAAAGCCUGUGUCCGAGUGAACAUAUCCAUUAACCAGCUAGUUACCUUUGAACUGCAAGAUAGAAUGUGAAAAUGAAGAUUUAUUUCUUUUAAUUUACUUAAAAGAAACCUCUGUGCUAGCAAUAAAGCAUUUAUAUUGUGUACUCCUCGGGA